UUGCUCCUAAUAACAAUUUUGCCUGCCAUCCGGGCCCCCUGCAGCGACCGCUGUCGGGGGCAGCUGCCGGGAGCGGAUUUGCCGCUAUGCCGAAUGAGCCGGAGAUGGCGCGCAUGAACACCAAGGAGGUAGGAGAUGGUGCGGCGGUGAACAGGUUGUACGAGGGUGCGAUCUGCAUCGUCCUGGCCGCAGGCUUCUCAAAGGUUGAGAAGGAGCUGGAGGAUGCUCAUGGGGAGGACCUCGCAGGCCUGCCCAAGGCGCUCCUGCCAGUGGCUGGCAAGCCCAUGCUGGAUCACUGGUGGGAGUACCUCUUCCAGAACCGGCUGAUCUCGGACAUCUUCUUGGUUAGCAAUGCUUUGAAGUACAAGCACUUUGAGCGCUGGGCCACUGCCAAAGGCAUCGCAGUGAGCCGAGUGGUCAACAGCGGCGCGACCGCAGUGGAGAAGGGUCGAGGAGUACUUAGAGACGUCGAGUUGGGUUUGCGUCGUGCUCAACAGGUCCUUGGGCAGAUAGACAGUAGAGAUGUUGUCGUCUUUGCGGGUGACACUCUCUUCUUCAAGGACUUCGACUUGCAAAGGAUAUUGGACUUUCACUUCUACAAGGGUGGCUCCCUGAUGCUUUACUACGGUCGCCGGGAUGCAGACAACACGGCAGAGCGUGGGAUGUGCGAGGUGGACGUCCAAACAAGCAAGGUGGUGUCCUUUGUGGAGAAGCCGGCGCCGGGCCAGCGGGGCUCCGACUUCCCUUUCGUGUCGCCCCUGUUUUAUAUCCUGGAGCCAAAGGCUUGGAAGAAGAUCCCCGAGUUCAACUCGCAGCUCCUCACGCGGAGCUGCUCGCUGACCUCCUUGGCCGGCGGGGGUUCCUUCAGCUUUGGCCGCUUCGUGCAGUACGCCGUUGGCGAGAUGAAGUUGCCCUUCUGGGGCAUGCGCAUGCCUGGAGCCUUUCACUUGAUUGGUGCUUCCACCGGCCUCGAGGAGUAUCGGCAGCUGGAUCGAACAUUUUCCUCAAUGAGCCGUGGCCAAGACGGCUUGGCUCCAGGCCGCAUCCGAACCAAGACGUACGCACGUGUUGGACUCAUGGGCAACCCCAGCGAUGGCUUCAACGGGAAGACCUUGUCCGUGACCAUCCGCAACUUCUGGGCAUCUGUGGAGCUUUGGGAGUCCCAGCAGCUCAGGCUGCUGCCACAUCCAUUGUUCGACCCCUCCACUUUCAGUGGCCUCGCAGACUUGCACUUCAUUGGACGCCGGGAGGGCUACUACGGGGGCAGCCGGCUGCUGAUGGCGACUUGCAAGCGCUUCCAGGAGCUUUGCACCAGUCGGGGCAUUGCGCUGCCUAGCAAGAACUUCACGAUGCGCUAUGACACGAAUAUUCCGCGGCAAGUGGGCCUGGCUGGCAGCAGUGCCAUCGUGAACUCAGCGUUCCAAGCUCUUUUAAGCUUCUUCAACCUGUCCUCAGAGCACAUCCCCUUGGAGCUGCAGCCUAGCUUCAUCCUCUCGGUGGAGUCUGAGCUGGGCAUCCAGGCUGGCCUGCAAGACCGCGUGGUGCAGGUCUACCAAGGCUUGGUGUUUAUGGACUUUGACGCCAAGCACAUGAAGGAGCAUGGCUAUGGCCAGUAUGAGCGCUUGCCCCGCGCCUCCUUUGAAUGGCUUGCCUCUCUACCCUUCUUCAUCGCUUACGAGGCGGACCCCUCUGACUCUGGCAAGAUCCACUCCAACAUCCGCGCAAGAUGGGACGCCGGAGAUGAAGAGGUGCUGACUGCCAUGAAGAACUUUGGAGAGCUUACCCUGAAGGCACGGACGGCCAUUGAGAACCGCGACCACGCAGCCUUGGCGGAUCUCAUGGACCAGAACUUCAAUCUUCGAAGGACGCUCUACGGCGAUGCCUGCUUGGGUUGGAAGAAUUUGCAGAUGGUCGAGAUCUGCAGGCGCUGCAACUCUGCGGUGAAGUUCCCGGGCAGCGGCGGCGCAGUGCUGGGACUGUGUCGAGAGGAGCCGCGAGCGAGCGUCGAUGCCAUGGACAAGGUGCAGGAGGCUUUGGAGGCGGAAAAUUAUGUCUUCUGCCCCCUGGACUUGGUGAUGCCGGAGGGCCUCUGAGGUUUAGCCACGCGUCAACAAGCAAGUCCUUUCUUUCACACA
Molecule: messenger RNA, 2135 nt
Organism: Effrenium voratum
Lineage: Eukaryota; Dinophyceae; Suessiales; Symbiodiniaceae
Source: the annotation of a GenBank genome assembly